CUUCCUGUUUCUAUGGCUGUCUCUUCCUCCUCUCUUUCUCUCCCUCUCUAUAUCAUCUCUCUUUCUCUGUGUCUCUUUGUCCUUUCUCUGUCUCUGUCUGUCUCUCUCUGUCUCUAUCUUCCUGUUUCUAUGGCUGUCUCUCUUUCUCCUCUCUUCCUCUCCCUCUCUAUAUCAUCUCACUUUCUCUGUCUCUUUGUCCUUUCUCUCUCUGUCUCUCUCUGUCUCUAUCUUCCUGUUUCUAUGGCUGUCUCUCUUUCUCCUCUCUUCCUCUCCCUCUCUAUAUCAUCUCACUUUCUCUGUCUCUUUGUCCUUUCUCUCUCUGUCUCUGCCUGUCUGUCUGUCUGUCUCUCUCUGUCUCUGUCUCUCUCUUCCUGUUUCUAUGGCUGUCUCUCUCUUUCUCCUCUCUUCCUCUCCCUUUCUAUAUCAUCUCACUUUCUCUGUCUCUUUGUCCUUUCUCUCCCUGUCUCUUUCUGUCUAUCUCUCUCUCUCUCUCUGUCUCUCUUUCCCUUUCUCCUUCUUUAUAUCAUAUCUCUCUCUUCUCUGUUGUCUCGGUCUGGAUAUCUGUCUGUGUUUGUUUACUGGCCUUUCCUCUCGGUCUCUCUUCUCUCUGUGUCAUUUUGCCUCUGUGUAGCUGUCUGGCUUUUGGCUGUCUCUCUAUGUCUCUCUCUCUUCCUUUUCUCUUCCUCUUUCUGUAUUCUCUCUCAUUAUCUUUCUCUUUCUGUAUCUAUCUCUAUCUGUCUCUGUGUAUCUUUUUCUCUCUCUGUCUCUAGGUUUCUCUCCUCACCUCCUUGUUUACCAGGCUGUUAUUUAUGUGAUAGGAAACUCCAAACAAUGUUGGAAAAGAAAGUGGUUUUUAGACUCUGUGCCUUGGUUUCCUUUUCAGUUCAGUCCGGACCUAUCAUAAAGAUGCAGCCGUUUAUCUAGUGACAACAGGAAUUGGGCCUUUUAUGGCUACACGGUUCUUACUGGAGGGAUGCGUUGGCCAGAAGAGAAAAACAGACUAAGUGAGUGAAGGCCAGGAUUGUGACAGUUGUUUGGUUCAUUCAAGCAACUCUAGGAGUGAGGUGACACAUGCACUACUCUGAUUGUGGAGAAACCGAGGCUGAAGGAGAUCAAGUCCCCUCACUAUAGGAUUUGAAUUCAGACUCAAGGAUCGGAGGCAGCAGAGAUUUGCAGUGGCUGAUGGUUCUGUGCUUCACUUGAGUGAAAGCAUUUGUCAGUCUGAUAAUAACAGGGAGGUCUUUGGCUUUCCUGGAGCACAGUUCAGUGCAAAAGUGAAUCUAGAAACAUUAGUCAUAGGAGACGCAGACUAGUCCCAUUUCUGGUGAUCUACGGGAGCACAAAUGACCUAGGAUAAUUGCCCCCAAACUGCCAAAUCUUCAGGAAGGAGACUGAGUUUUAGGGAGGUACAGGCGGUCUUCCCCCCCAAUGUUGUUCAAUGGCCUUUUUACUCUCCUCUUUGAGGAUACCUAGACCUAACUAAUGAGUCACUAGGGCCAUUGUUGGGGCAUGAGAAAAGAAAGCCUAAACCCUCUCAUCAGAGGACAGGCUCCCCAGGACUUAGUUGCAGGGCAUACCACAAAUGGGUCCCUUAAGGAUAAGGGUGCUUGGUCAAUUGUUUUUCAGUCACGUCCAACUCUUUGUGACUUCCAAUAUUAUUCUGAGAAGGAAACCAUUGUUGUUAUUCAGCUGUGUCCAAUUCUUCACGAUUUCAGUUUGAAGUUAUCUGGGAAAGAUGCUGGAUUUUACAGAUAAGGAAACUGAGGCCAACAGGGUUAAAUGACUUGUCUAGGGUUUAGGGUAACAGCCAGAUUUGAACUUUGGAAGAUGCCUUCCUGAUUCCAGGCCGUGUACUCUUAUUCACUGAGCCCACUAAACAGGGGAAGAGUCAUUAGAGAAAUCAGCCUUCCUCUUUAGCUCAUCACCAAACAGAAGCCAGUAUCUGCCAGUCUUGGGUCUUCAGGCCCUCCCUCCUCAUACCUUGCUCUCUUUCCUUUGGGGAAACUAGUUUACUUAGAUAGCACUGAUCUCUAGCAGUCCUACUCUGGGCUCUUCCACCUUGUGUUCUAGAAGCCUAGCAGUCCGAAAUCUGCUGUGCUGGCCACUGGUGCCUUGCAGCUUCCAUGUCAAUCCCAUAGGGUAACUCUCGGGGGCAGUGAAAAGAAAGAGAGGUAACCAACCCCACCCUCUCCCAUUCUGAGAAGCCAGCCCAUUGGGAGGCCCCUAGGGAAAGAGGAAGGACAGCCAGUAAAUCAAGGGUCCCAGAAUCACCUACCCUGAACCUCCAUCAUGUCGGGUUCAAAGAAAAGUAAAAAAAUGAUAAGAGGGCAACAGGAGGCCUCUCAGCAAACUAUUUUCUUUAGAACCUCACAUGAUGCUAUUCUGUUCUCUUCUGAAAACACCCUUAACUUUACAGUCAAGGGCCAUUCAUUACACAGAGCACCAGACAGGUAGAGUCUCUGUUUUUAUAGAGUGUCUACAGACAAUAUUAGAGUGGGUGAUUAAUUGUCUUUGUUAGAGACUCUGGCAUCAGCAGCUUUUGCCAUUCUGUCUUCACAAUUCAAUUAUCUUGUCCUCUUGAUCAAGCUAUUUUAGCUCUCUGACCUCAGUUUCCCUCUUUGUAAAAAUGAAAGAGGACGGAGUAAAUCAACAAAAAUAUGUAAAACAAUGGUAUUCUCUCUACUUUUGAUUUUGGAAAAUAAUUUCCUAAAAUAGAUAUUCAUGUGAAUUCAUGUGAAUUCAUAGUGAGUUUGCAAUUGUUAUUUUUACUUAUAAAUUAGGAAUGUAUUAUUAUACAUAUGAUAUAUUAUAUAUAAUAUAAAAAAUGAAUAAAAGUAUUUUUAAAAUGGA
Molecule: messenger RNA, 2850 nt
Organism: Monodelphis domestica (gray short-tailed opossum)
Lineage: Eukaryota; Metazoa; Chordata; Mammalia; Didelphimorphia; Didelphidae
Source: RefSeq, a predicted model, not a curated record